UGUCUCUUUGUGUGUGACUUCUCUUUUCUUUUGUGGCGUUUUACAUCUUUUUUUUUUUUCUGCACCUUUUUGUCAAAUCUGUCAUUGUGUACCUACAACCUGGAUUAUAAUGGAUCUGAAUGUUGUGUUGUUAAAGGUAACACUGUAUGCAGAUAAAGAAAAGGGAGGGUGAAAGGGGCCCCCAGCCCCAAUCGGGUUUAAAUCCGGCACUGACACACAGAUCUCUAGAAGCAUCAUUUUUAAAAUACACAUAAAAUAAAUGUCAUUUUCAUUCACUUUAUGGUCAUACAAGGGAGUUGAGUCAGGGAAUUCAUCCAAAGGAUAGACGAUGAGCGGGAAGAGGAGGAAGAGGAGGAGGAGGAGACCAACUUUUGGACGCACCGGCAGAGUCGCGGUCCUCUCCUCCGUCCAACCUCCUGCUGCUCCGCAUUAAACUAAUUAAACUAAUGAGGGUGAUUAAAGCGGACCAGAUCUGCAGCCCCACAUCCUCUCUGGUCAUUUAGGCCAUCUCCACAGGAUCUGCAGCUUUCUGCCGUUUAUCUCUCCGGGUUUCCUCCGCCGGCACACUCACAUGUCAGCUGGAUUUGGGAUCAUUUCCUUUCGUUUGGUGUCGGAUUUCAGCCGUCGUUGCCCCCCCAGCGGAGGAUUGAACCGAGAAAAGUGAUGUGAGAGGUGAAUUGCGGAUUCGUGGGCUCUUUUGUUUUUUGAUUUUACAGUCAGUCAUCGCACUUUUCCUCCUCACUUCGGCGCUCUGCGGAAGAAACGUUUUCUUCUUUCCCUCCAUCACCUGACUGAUUCCAACCAGAGGAUCUUUGUAGGUUUCAUUUCGGAUUUGAAAUGUUUCCCGGUUUCUUUUUUCUGCUCUCACCUGGAUUCACCUGGAGGUUUUUACUGCGCUUUAAUCCUCUUUAAGGAAUAAAUCCAACGCACAGAAAACUGCAGUUUUACCUCCGCACGGACCGAGUCUGAGCAGUUAAACCUGGAAUAUUUUCUUGUGUUAUUCUUUUGAAUAUGAAUAUUCUGCAACCUGUGGAUGUGUAUUUCAUUUACCAGGACUCACUUUCAACUUUGUUUGCCUCUGGUAAUUUGUGUGCUGCUCUUCCAUGAGAUACUUAUCUGCUAUAAUCACAUUUCCUGGAGGAGAGAAAAUUCUGGAAGCAGAAAGGUUCCCCAGUUUUCCACUUCACCGCCUUUGUUUCAUAUCAGACUUUCAUUUAGAGGAAGGAAGGUAGAAACCAGAGCACCAGCUGUUUCCUCUUGUUUUUCUUUUUACAGUUUGAGUGAAUUUAUUUAUUGUCUAAAAUCACUUUUAUUUCCUGAAAGACGGAGCAGAAAACUACAGUAUGAGGCACCUUGGAGAGCCUUGAAAAACUUAAAUGAACCCUCAAAAUGAAUUGAAUUAUUGAAUUAUUUUGUACCUAGGAGAACCUUUUCAGAUCCUAAAGCAACUAUUGCUUAAUAUGAGCAAUCCUGAACAUGGAAUAACUCUAGAGGGACCUGGAGAGCCCAAUGAAACACCAAACCUUUGAGAAAUGCCAGACAUCAUGCCAUAAAUGUGGAGACUUCUGAAAAGUGUAUCUCAGAGAACCCCAGAUGAAACCUAGACCCUGAAGGUAUGAAGACUCCUUUAAGAACCCUGAAAGAACCUGGAAAUCAGGGAGACCCCCAAGGAAAUCUUGUGAACUCCUCUGAGAACGUUAGGGGGACCCUAGAGACCCUCAGGCAAUCAAGGGACUGCUGAGAAUCUGGUGAAACUCCCAAAGCAGUCAGAGGAAUCUCUGAAGAUCUUUAAAGACUCUUAGAAGCUCUUUAGAUGCUGUAAAUGUAAGAGGAACUCUUCUAAAAAAAACUCUCUCAAGGGUCCAAAAACAUCUGGGGAGUUCUGUAAACCUGGAGGAACUCUGAAGUACCCGGAGAGCAACGGAAUAACCCAAAGACUCACAAGACUCAAAACUCCAAGCUCACAGGAAUGCUAAAGAUCUAAGUGGAACCCUGAAAGCCCCUCUGAGAAACUACUCAAGUACUUUCGGGAUCCUGAGUAAAUCUGCUGAGAACCUGGAGAAACCCUGUGAGAUCUCUAAAGACCUUAAAGACUCUUUGAGUAGCUCUGACAAAUGCUAGUCACCCAAGAAGAAAGUCUAAAUUAUCUCUACCUCUAGGGACUCUGGUUCCACUAAGAAAUCUAAAGGAGCCAUAAGGAACCCUGACCCGAAGGAAAUCUGGGAACGCUUGAAGACCUUGAGGUUCCCAAGAGUUAAAUGCUUUGAGGAACUCUAUCCUCUAGAUCCAGAGGUACCCUAAGAACUCCUCGGGACCCCCAUCAGAGAACCAAUGGGCACCCUACGAGACCUGCAGUACGCCCUGCAGGAGAAGAUCGAAGAGCUGCGACAGCGUGACACCCUGAUUGAUGAACUGGAGCUUGAACUGGAUCAGAAGGAUGAGCUGAUCCAGCGGCUGCAGAACGAGCUGGACAAGUACCGGUCCGUGCUCCGUCCAGCCACCGCCCAGCAGGUCCAGGCCCAGCAGCAGAACAUGGUCUUGCAACCAGACCAGCACCGCAGCAAACGGCAGGCCAUCUCCGCUGAGCCCACCGCCUGCGACAUCAGUGACCUCAGCCACGUCACCCUGCCCUUUUACCCCAAGAGCCCAGAGUCCAAGGAGAUGAUAAAGGAGGCCAUCCUGGACAAUGACUUCAUGAAGAACCUGGAGCUGUCUCAGAUCCAGGAGAUUGUGGACUGCAUGUACCCGGUGGAUUAUGGGAAAGAAGCCUGCAUCAUCGAAGAGGGCGACGUGGGCUCCCUGGUCUACGUGAUGGAAGAGGGGAAGGUGGAGGUGACUAAAGAGGGGAUGAAGUUGUGUACAAUGGGACCGGGCAAAGUGUUCGGAGAGCUAGCCAUCCUCUACAACUGCACCAGGACGGCUACUGUCCGGACUCUGGUGCAUGUGAAGCUGUGGGCAAUCGACCGUCAGUGUUACCAGACCAUCAUGAUGAGAACUGGACUCAUCAAACAUGCCGAGUACAUGGACUUCCUCAAGAGUGUUCCCACCUUCCAGGGUCUCCCAGAGGAAACUCUCAGUAAACUGGCCGACGUCAUGGAGGAGACUCAUUAUGAGGACGGAGAGUACAUCAUCAGACAGGGAGCCAGAGGAGACACCUUCUUCAUCAUCAGCAAGGGAAAGGUGAACGUGACCCAGGAGGAUCCAGCCAAUCAGGAGACAACACACCUCAGAGAGCUCAGCAGGGGAGACUGGUUUGGAGAGAGAGCGUUGCAGGGGGAGGACGUGAGAACAGCCAACGUCAUUGCUGCCGAGGCCGUCACCUGCCUGGUCAUCGACCGAGACUCAUUCAAGCAUCUGAUUGGUGGACUGGACGACGUUUCCAAUAAAGGAUACGAGGACGCCGAAGCAAAAGCCAAAUAUGAGGCGGAGAACGCCUUCUUCUCCAGUCUGAAGCUGACUGACUUCAACAUCAUUGAUACGCUGGGAGUCGGCGGCUUCGGACGCGUCGAGCUGGUGCAGCUGAAGAACGAGGAGGCGAAGACGUUCGCCAUGAAGAUACUGAAGAAGCGUCACAUCGUCGACACGAGACAACAGGAACAUAUCCGCUCUGAGAAACACAUCAUGACCGAGGCGCACUCCGACUUCAUCGUCAGGUUGUACCGGACAUUUAAAGACAGUAAAUAUCUGUACAUGCUGAUGGAGGCCUGUCUGGGAGGAGAGCUGUGGACGAUACUGAGAGACAGGGGUUCGUUUGAAGAUUCAACCACCAGGUUCUACACAGCCUGUGUGGUCGAAGCCUUUGCCUACCUGCAUGCCAAAGGUAUCAUAUACAGAGACCUGAAACCUGAAAACCUCAUACUGGACAGCCGGGGAUACGCCAAGCUGGUGGACUUUGGUUUCGCCAAGAAGAUCGGCGUCUGUAAGAAGACGUGGACGUUCUGCGGAACCCCAGAGUACGUCGCUCCAGAGAUCAUCCUCAACAAGGGUCAUGACGUCUCAGCAGACUACUGGUCUCUGGGCAUCCUGAUGUAUGAGCUGCUGACGGGCAGUCCUCCAUUUUCAGGUCCAGAUCCGAUGAAAACCUACAAUAUCAUCCUGAGAGGCAUCGACAUGAUCGAGUUCCCCAAGAAGAUCACCAAGAAUGCCGCCAACCUCAUCAAGAAGCUCUGCAGAGAUAACCCCUCAGAGAGACUCGGAAACCUGAAAAACGGAGUCAAAGACAUCCAGAAGCACAAGUGGUUCGAAGGUUUUAACUGGGAGGGUCUGAGGAAAGGAACUCUGACUCCACCGAUCACACCUGAUGUUUCUUCUUCGACGGACACCAGUAACUUUGACAGUUUCCCUGAAGACACAGACGAGCCGCCACCAGACGACAACUCUGGUUGGGAUUAUGAUUUUUAAUCCAUCUGACAUCCAAACCCAAAGCCUGACACCCUACAGCUGCUGCUGAGGUCCAGAUCUGAGAAAAGGGUGAUUUCUCACCUGGCUGAACAAAAAGACAAACUUCAUGUGCCGAUUGGAGGAUGUUUUCGCCUGGAGCACUUUGCCUGCGUUGUUUUUAAGCAUGGAUGGGCACUGUUUGGACCCCAAAUGUUUUGUUGCCACAUUGUGUCACCAAAUGAUUUGAGUACUGAAUGUGCAGAAGGCAACAGAAGGUACAAGACUGGAGACCUCUUGAUUGUCAAACUGGUCCAGUCUGUUUAACUGGAGGAACCCUGAUGUGCCAGGACACCUGAGAGCUGGAAGAUGAGGUGGUCCCAGGAUGAGACAAACUUCACUUCAACAGUUUGAUCCUUUUUCCAAGAUUCUCAGAGAAAGAAAUAGGUCCUAGAAAUUACAGUGACACAUGCCUGGUUCAAAGGGCUACAAGCAUGUUCUGACUUUUACAAUUUCAUCCAAGCUUAUCCAGAUUUUAGAUAGCUGUCAGAACUCUGGAACAUAAUCACUCCAUCCACAGAAAUGUGCCCACGAGGCAGAGAAGACAUUUUUGCAAUGCCUAGGAGUGUUUCUUUGAACAACCCUGAUUCCUUGUUUGGCUACAGCUGAACAUCCAUCAGCAGUCCGUCCCACAGUGUGGGUCCUGCUUUAUGUCCCAUAAAUUGCUGCAACACAAUUGUUUAUCAAGUAUUUAAUAGCAGGAAAUCCGUCCUCCAGUAACACAUACCAUUCAUGGUACCUUCUUACAGAAAUAAGGGUACAAGCAUGUUCUUAAUUUUAGGCAAAGUCAUCCCAGUUCCUUAAGAUUGCAGAGAGCUGUCAGAGCUCUGGAACAUAAUCAAGAAAAAUGUGCCAACGAUGCAGAGACGACAUUUUUGUGAUGCCUGGGAGUGACUGAGAAACAUGAACCCAGAACAACACAGAUUCCUUGUUUGACUGUGGCUGAACUUUGGGUAUUUUCACUCUUCAGCAGUCACUCACACAGCACAGGCCUUGCUUUUUGUCCCAUAUACUGCUGCAACAAAGAUAGCCUGGAUGGUAGUUGACAGCAUCAGGGAAGCCACCAGAGGCUGAAUCUAAAGGGGGUCAGAGCAGAUUUUGUCACAAAGUGCUUCCUUGAGGAACAGACGAGGCUGAAUUAUCAAACCAGCAAAGUGGGCAAGUGUCUUAUUUAGGGGCUCUCUGUUAAUAUCUAGUUUUAAUACCUUAAAAGAUUUCCAUUAAUAUUACGCUAACAUGGUGCAUGUCCUGAGAUAACUUCUGUUAUGAAUUGGCGCUAUACAAAUAAAAUUGAAUUGAAUUGAAUAUCCUUCAACAGAUUUAUGGUUAAUCAAAUGGACAUACAACCGACCUGGAGUAGGAUAGUGUGUAGAGAUGCUGUUUGGUUUCUGGGACUUUCUGGUUGGAACAGGUUGGGGAAAUGUUUAAGGUUGGGGUCUCAAUGUGACCCACGGCUUGUUUUUGCCCAAGGGCCCCCUAGUAGGUUCACCCAACUCUGGCAACAGAGGACCUAACAUGUUGGAGAAUAAUCAGACAGUGAAAUCAGACAAAGCCUUUAAUAGUCCCUUCAGAUACCUCCUAAUCCGAUCCAAGCCAAUGGAAAGCCUCUGCUGCUGUCAAGUGUCCUUGAUCACUGGCUGACACUUGACCUUUCACCCCUUAGAGGGUGAUCAUACUUCUGCUACUACUACUGCCUGUCCUGUGAUAUCUGGUGCAUGUGUUUAGUGGUCUGGAGGCGGUUCUGGACGUCCCUAUGAACCCAGCAUUUGCUCCCAGAAAGCAUGCUGGAGGUGUGAUGGUUGCAGGAUGAAUUUGUGGUCCGAGUGACAAACAGAUGCCACACAGCACGGGAGGAAAAAUGAACCUAAGAUUGAACAGACAAACUCAAGGUCACCAUGAUGCCUUCACUUAUCAUUUCAUUUUCGGGAACUUUAAAAUCCAAAGACAGAAAGACGUUUGGGUGUAGCAGUUGUGGUCCUCCUCAGUGGAUGAUGAGUGGUGAUAUGAACAUUUCUACUUUUAAACUUUCCUUUCUAUCAUUCUUAAUGUUGUGAAUUUUUGGAUCAUAGUAUGACAACUAGUAUGAGAUAUUUUGUACAUAUUUCCAACACUUCCUACAUAUUUUUGCACACACCUACAAACACUCCACUCUUAUAGACACAUGCACGACUUGAUUGAAUUUCUUAUGAGCUGUUUGUUUCAAGGUGUUUCAAAGUUGAGCAAGUUUCAGGAUUGUUUCUAUCUUGUGUCCAAGGCUUAUGAUAUACUUGCUUUUUGAUAACCUGGUUCCAAACAUCUGAACCACCACCCCAGUCUGAUGAUGCGCUCAUUGACGAAUUUAAAAAUUGUCUUCUUGUGACAGAGACCAUGAAGGUUAAACAGUUCUCCAGGAUUUUGCGGGCAAACGCUUUGUGCACAAAAAUACAAUCAAAAUAUCUUGUGAGAACUGAGAAGGUUUUGGUUUAGAUAAAAAACAAGUGUGAAUCCAGCCCAUUUUGAAGCCUUGAACUGGACAUUAUGGUUGUCGCCAGCAGCGGUGACAUACUGCAAGUUGAGCUGCUCUCAUUGGCUGCUCUUGGAAACAAAGGCGGCUCGCCUGGCCAGGUUCCAGAUAAACAGUAAAAUAUGUUUGUGAACACAUUUGAGGAGAGAAAUAGUCAACAACAGAAUCUGGAUCCAUAUGUCUGAUCAGCACUGCCUAGUUUGACAGUUUGAUCUGAGUUUGGUGCGUUGAGCUGGACGGACUCACUGAGAAUGAGCUGUCAAUCACAAGUUAGCCCCGCCCUAAAGCAUACCCUGCUUUAUGGUCCAUUUUACUCUAUAUGGGACCAUCAGUUACUAAAUGAACAUCAUGCUGUAUGGAAGAAGACUGAAACUAGAGACUGAGACCAGAAACUCAUCAACUGUUUACUGAUAGAAAGAAUGCAGGUAUUAAGAUAUGUCACAGACCUGGAUGUCCUCUAAUCAGUGGAAGGAAUGCAGGAUUCACAGGGUUAAAAGCAAGUAUAUCUGUGCUCUAAAACAGACUGAAAACCUUCAUACUUCAAGAUAAUUAUUACUUACAGUACUAACAGUAACUCCACGACAAAGUGGACAUUUAGAAAUGUUGAGUUGAAGUACAUGUGCAGUCUUUGAGGUUUGAGGUUGGAGUUUAACCUUAAUUGAUCUAUUUAUUUCGAAUUGUAUUUAUAUUUUGUGGCCUUUUGUAAGCAUCUGAUGGUGGUCUCACUUUGGUAUGAAGCCUUUGUUGUGACAUUUUUGUAAUCUGAUCAGUGAUGUGACUUCUUUGAGCUCUGCAUGAAAAUACUGGAAACAAUGUGCUCAGUUUUCACCACCAUAGGGACACCGUUUUUAAACAUUUUAGGAAAUGUUCUCUUUAUUUCUGAGAGAACAUCAAUCCCAUGUCAGCUUGCAUGGUUGCCUGGAACUAUUUCUUGGUGGGAAGCCAUUGAGGGAUUGUGUCCUUGUUGAUUAAAGUAAAAAGAACAAAAAAAAAAAAAAAAACUGUCAACAUUUCUAAUGUGAAAUUUAGGCAAGGGAAGAGUAAUAAUGUGAUUACACAAGCAAACAGUUGAUUUAAAUGUUGAGCUGUCAACGGUGAAAAUAGUAAUCAGAGCAAAAACUGAUUAAAAAAAAAUUUGCGGACCAGAAGAAGAAAUAUUGGUGUUCAUAUUGAUUCUUAGCGAUGAUAUUUUGUGGUUAUGAGUUUGGAUGAUGAAGCUAUUACAGAUUUAUUUGUAUAUACUUGGAAUAUAGUGCUUUACGAUGUCUCAGCUGUUUGUAGAUCAUUAUUAUUAUUAUUAUCAUUAUUAUUAUUACAGUGGCUGCUAUGGUAGCUAAAGAAACUUUCGCUCUGUCUCUCAUUCAGAAAAGCUUUAUGGGCAUGACUGUUAAAAACAAAACAGAAGAAAAACAAGUUUGCCAAAGCAGUUUGAUCUGUCUGAAAAAUAAAAACUGUACGAAAAAACA
Molecule: messenger RNA, 8406 nt
Organism: Dicentrarchus labrax (European seabass)
Lineage: Eukaryota; Metazoa; Chordata; Actinopteri; Moronidae
Product: cGMP-dependent protein kinase 1
Exons: 18
Coding region: 2332-4401 (689 amino acids)
Biological process (GO): protein phosphorylation
Molecular function (GO): ATP binding; cGMP-dependent protein kinase activity
Source: RefSeq, a predicted model, not a curated record